UCACCGAGAGAGAUUUGAGUUAAACGUCGGCGAAAAUGGGCUUUAAAAUAUUUUCAAAACUUUGACAUCUCAAAUUUUAUUUUAGUUGUUACACACUCAGCUAAAAAUGUCCGAUUCCACUGUGUGCUUUUCUAAGCACAAGAUCGUGCCGGAUAUUUUGAAGACGUGUCCCACAAAGUUGCUUACGGUGACUUAUAGUGGUGGAGAGGUGGUGGAUAUAGGCAGUGAGUUGACACCCACGCAGGUGCAGAACCAGCCAAAGGUGGAGUGGGAUGCAGAUCCGAAUGCCCUGUACACGCUUAUCCUUACCGAUCCGGAUGCGCCCAGCCGAAAAGAGCCCAAGUUCCGGGAGUGGCACCACUGGCUGGUGGUCAAUAUUCCAGGGAACCAAGUAGAUAACGGCGUGGUUUUGACCGCCUAUGUUGGUGCAGGUCCACCCCAAGGCACAGGGCUCCAUCGUUACGUCUUCUUGGUCUACAAACAGCCCCAAAAGCUCACUUGCAACGAACCCAAAAUCCCAAAAACGAGCGGCGACAAGCGAGCCAAUUUCAGCACCUCCAAGUUCAUGAGCAAAUAUAAGCUGGGGGAUCCCAUUGCUGGGAACUUUUUUCAGGCACAGUGGGACGAAUAUGUGCCCAAGUUAUACAAACAACUAUCUGGCAAGAAGUAGUAGCUUCCUUUCAUAAUUGACUUGCAUUGUUUCUUUUUUUGCCAAAUCUCCAUAGGGCAUGAUGUACAGAAUAAGAACCAUUUAGAAAAAUAGAAAUUAACAAUAAUAUUAUAACAGAAA
This is a messenger RNA of Drosophila teissieri, 790 nucleotides long. RefSeq names its product protein D3. The record is from RefSeq and is a predicted model, not a curated record. The transcript has 2 exons. The coding region runs from base 107 to 670 and encodes 187 amino acids. NCBI's taxonomy places the organism in Eukaryota, Metazoa, Arthropoda, Insecta, Diptera, Drosophilidae.